Molecule: messenger RNA, 684 nt
Organism: Aspergillus niger
Lineage: Eukaryota; Fungi; Ascomycota; Eurotiomycetes; Eurotiales; Aspergillaceae
Exons: 2
Coding region: 1-684 (227 amino acids)
Biological process (GO): fungal-type cell wall organization
Cellular component (GO): plasma membrane; cell cortex of cell tip
Source: RefSeq, a predicted model, not a curated record
AUGCCUCGGCACGCCAGUAACUUCGGUCACUUGGGCUCCAUUAGUGCGUUGUUACUUUCAAUUGCGGUAUUGGUCAAUUUAAGCGAUUUUCCAAACCUCGGUGACCUCCGUCUUCGCCGCUCCAUCGACUUGUCCGGAGUCUCGUCAAGCAUCACGGACGGGGUUUCAAAUGUCGCCAGCAGUGUCGCAGAUGGCAUGGAUAAUGCAGCUUCUGAAGCUUCUACUGCCGUUCAGGGUAUCGCAACCAAGGCUUCUACUGCCGCCGGAACGGUUGUGAGUCAAGCGAGCGAUGCGCUUCGAACCUUGGAAAAAGAACUCCAGUCAGAGCUCCCGGCGUAUUACACCGUCGGCUUGUGGGGCUACUGCGAAGGCAACGAUACCCAAGUCGUCUCCUGUUCCCGGCCAAGCAUAUCUUUCACGUUCAAUAUCUCCGGCAUUCUGAAUUCUGCUUCGACAGAGAUCGAUGCACUGGUUUCAAGAAUCGACGAUAAAGUCCUCACUGGAUAUUACGACGUAUCGAGGGCGGUUAUUUGGUUAUAUAUCUCUGGCUUCGUCGCAGAGACCCUUACAGCACUUCUGGGUAUUAGGAAGACGUUUUUUAAUGGAGGAAAUAAGCUCCUCCUUACUUUCUGCGUGGUAUUUCUAUCGUCAUUGGGGUCGGCAUUACGAGAAAGGACUUGCUAA